CUGCCCAGCAUGGCGGGGGUGCAGCAGCCGGCCGCCGCGCUGCUCAUCAGCCGCCUGGCCGAGCCCCUGCUGCGGAAGCUCAGCGACCUGUUGGACCGGGCGGCGCCGGGCAGGGGCUGGCGGGACUUGGCGCAGCUGGCCGGGAGUCACGGCGGGCUGCGGCUGAGUCCGACCGAGUUGGAGCAGUGUUCUCUCCAAGUACUGGAGCCCAAUGGAAGUCCCAGCAGGAGCCUUCUUCGGCUCUUGGGUGAGAGGGGCUGCACCGUGUUGGACCUCCGAGAGCUACUACAGGCACUUGAACACAGUGAGGCUCUCCAGUGCCUCAGUCCUCCAAGUAUAAAGAUAGUUGUAGAACCAGAAUCUCAGGCGGUGUUUUCUGGGCAGACAGUGAAGCUGAACUGCUUGGCAAUUGGGCAUCCACUUCUACAUUACCAGUGGUUUAAGCAAGAGAAAGAGAUUCCACAUGGGAAUUCUCCAGAGCUAGUGUUCAACCAAGUAAAUGCAGAUGACUCUGGCUUCUACAUCUGUCGAGUGAACAGCGGCUUUUCCUUUGUGUUCAGCCAGUGGGCACAGCUGACUGUUUGCGAUCUCCAAAGAGCUUCCCCGGGAAGCUCUUUUGAUCUGCCUGGGGAAACGCUUUAUAUUUGCACCCAUCCACAGUCCCAGAAUCUAGUAGCUGGGGAAAAAUUGGUGCUUCAAUGCGGAGUUGUUGGGAUUCCCACGCCUCAAUACCAGUGGUUCAAGAAUGGAUCUCCACUGACGAAUGGGGAUAAAAAGGCAUAUGUGGUUUCCUGUGUGGACAUCGAACAUCAAGGCACAUACUGGUGCCAUGUAUACAAUGACCAAGAGGCUCAAGAAAGCAAGAAAGCAGAAGUUAUUGUAGGUGGAAAGUCUAUUGCAGUAGAAUGCACUGAAGAAGAUUUAACUGGCAUUGGAGGGCCUGAUCUCGUGGAACAAUCAACUGAAAGGCAUUUUGCGGUAGACAAGGUAGCCUUGCUGAUGGGCAACAUGUGCUACCGUAGGCACCCGAAGCUGAAGGCACCUUUGGUGGAUGUUUACGAACUCACCAACCUCCUGAGGCAGCUGGACUUCAAAGUGGUUUCCCUCCUGGAUCUUACUGAACCUGAGAUGCGGAACGCUGUCGAUGAAUUCUUAUUGCUCCUGGACAAAGGAGUAUAUGGCUUAUUAUAUUAUGCCGGCCAUGGCUAUGAAAACUACGGCAACAGUUUUAUGGUUCCUAUCGAUGCCCCAAAUCCCUAUCGGGCUGCCAACUGCCUCUGCGUACAAAACAUUCUCAAACGGAUGCAGGCGAAGGAGACAGGCCUCAAUGUGUUUUUACUGGAUAUGUGCAGGAAAAGGAAUGAAUAUGACAACACCAUUCUAAUCUUGGAUGCCCUGAAGGUUACAGCUAACAUUGUUUUCGGAUAUGCCACGUGCCAGGGUGCAGAAGCUUUUGAAAUUCAACAGUCUGGAUUAGCCAAUGGGAUUUUCAUGAAGUUUUUGAAAGAACGCUUAUUAGAAGACAAGAAGAUUACUGUGUUGCUGGAUGGGGUGGCAGAAGAUAUGGGCAAGUGUCACCUUACCAAAGGCAAGCAGGCUUUGGAGAUCCGCAGCAGUUUAUCUGAGAAGAGAGCACUAACCGAUCCCAUUCAGCAAACGGAAACCUCUGCAGAGGCGCUGGCGCGGAACCUCCAAUGGGCCAAGGCACACGAGCUUCCAGAAAGCAUGUGCUUCGAGUUUACAUGUGGUGUUCAAAUUCAACUUGGCUUUGCUGCCGAAUUUUCCAACGUCAUGAUUGUCUACACGAGGAUCGUAAAGAAACCUCCUGAAAUAACAGUCUGCAAAGCCUAUGUUACAGAUUUCCCACUUGACUUGGAUGUAGAUCCUAAGGAGUCAAAUAAGGGGACCCCCGAGGAAACAGGCAGUUACUUGCUUACAAAGGACUUGCCCAAACACUGCCUUUAUACAAGAAUAAGCUCACUACAGAAGCUAAAGGAAGACUUAACUUUCACAGUGUGCCUGCAUUAUGAAUACACCGGAAUAGAUGACGUCGUGGACGAGAGGAAGUUGGUGAACAUUGGCAAACCGCUCAUUGCCAAACUGCGCAUUCAUCAAGGGUUCCGGAACAACAGCUGCAUCCAGAGCUGUUGUGUCCCCAAUGGAUCUUGCCUCCCCCAGCCCCCUGUUGUUGGGGCAGCCAAACAUUGCCCCCCUUCCAGCCAGCACCUUCCACCACAACCCUACAUGGGCUUUUGCCAACUGAGCCCUGCUCACACAGGAAAUACUGCACAGCCACUGAAAUGCCACUGCGGUGUAGCUCCAGACCAGUUAAUGGGUUGGCCAUCAACCUGGAUGUAUCCUUCCAACUCAAACCUGAGCAACGUACCCGUGGAGACGACGGAUGACAUGAGUGAAGAACUGGGGUCCCAUUUGUCAGGAAGUUUAAGGUUGUCUCAGCCACAGUAGUUGU
Molecule: messenger RNA, 2470 nt
Organism: Heteronotia binoei (common prickly gecko)
Lineage: Eukaryota; Metazoa; Chordata; Lepidosauria; Squamata; Gekkonidae
Gene: MALT1
Product: MALT1 paracaspase
Exons: 17
Coding region: 10-2466 (818 amino acids)
Biological process (GO): proteolysis
Molecular function (GO): cysteine-type endopeptidase activity
Source: RefSeq, a predicted model, not a curated record